CUUCCACACCGGGGCUGCUACAGUACGAGCUCUGGGCUGGAACUUGGAUUAUUUCUACUGUAAUAAAUAUCUGGUGUUGUUGUGGAAGGAUCACGGAUCGGAAUGUCCGGUUUGAGUAAAGCAGUACCGGUUAGUCAAGAGGUGUGUUUACUCUAAACCGAGUCGGUUUGAAGGCCUGUGGAGACCGCGGAGUUUCCUGCUGCUGUCGCCAUUGAUUUCCAGGCUACAGGUUGAUGCUUGAUGGUUGGGAGCCUCAAGGCUCGAAUCCAAGAUUGAGACUCGACAGUGCACAGUCUCCACCAACCUCCUGAGUGAGCUUCACCUUCUGCCCGAUAAGACUGCCCAUAAGCUCCCGCUACGACUGCUCACCAACAAGCCGAGCAACCUCCGCGAAGCCCUCGGCACAUCGCUGGGGCGGGAAACCCGUACGAUGGACACUGAGUCCACCUACUCCGGAUAUUCAUACCACUCAGGCCGAUCGAGAGGCUCCCACAGGCAUGGGGAGCGCAGCAGAGACAGAGAGCGACACAAGGCUCGUAGUAAAGACAGCAGUCGCUCAGAGAAAUCUGUCACCAUCAACGCCCCUCCUGCAGAACCGCUGUUAGGAGAUCAGUCCAUGCGAGGAGAUGAAACACAGCAGGAUGAUAACUGGGGUGAAACCACCACGGCAAUCACAGGAACCUCGGAGCACUCACUCUCACAGGAGGAUAUAGUGCGCAUCAGCAAAGACCUGGACGACAGCGUGGGUCUGGACUGUAAACGCUAUCUAGCCGUCUCCCUCUCCGUUAUCCUGUGCCUGCUGGCGCUCCUCACUCCACUCGCGUUCCUCGUCCUGCCGCGGUUGCUGUGGCCCGAUAGACUGCGAUCGUGUGGCACGGCCUGCGAGGGCCUUUUCAUUUCUGUAGCGUUCAAGCUGCUUAUUUUGCUGCUAGCCAUGUGGGCACUGUUCUUUCGGCCUCCCAGGGCGAACAUGCCACGCAUCUUCGUGUUCCGAUCUCUGCUGGCCAUGCUGGCGUUUUUGCUUGUGCUCUCCUAUUGGCUGUUCUAUGGAGUGCGCAUCCUGGACACACAGGACGAGGACUACCAGGGCAUCGUACAGUACGCAGUGUCGCUAGUCGACGCUCUGCUGUUCAUCCACUACUUGGCUAUAGUGCUGCUCGAACUGAGACAUCUUCAGCCCUGCUUCUCACUGUGUGUUACACGCAACACAGACGGAGAAAUACGACACUACAAUCUGGGGCAGCUCAGCAUCCAGAGAGCAGCUGUGGCCAUCUUAGAGAACUACUACAGAGAUUUUCCUGUACAUAAUCCAGCACUUCUUUCAGCAUCCAGGUCACGUGCUGCCAAACACCUGGCUGGUCUCAAGGUCUACAAUGUGGAUGGUCCAGGAGACAAUAAUGCUGCAGCCGUUGACCUCACCCAGUCUCAGUCCCGCGCCAUGAUUGCUGCUGCUGCCCGCCGACGGGACUCCAGCCACAAUGAGCUCUACUACGAUGAGGCCGAGCACGAGAGGCGCGUCCGUAAACGUAAGGCCAGACUGGUGGUGGCAGUAGAGGAGGCUUUCACACACAUACGGCGUGUGCAGGAGGAGGAGCAGAAGAAGUCACCCGGGGACGUGAUGGACCCCCGUGAGGCAGCACAGGCCAUUUUCCCAUCAAUGGCACGAACGCUGCAGAAGUAUCUGCGCACAACACGCCAGCAACACUGCCACAGCAUGGAGAGCAUCCAGCAGCACCUGGCCUUCUGCAUCACUCACAACAUGACACCCAAGGCGUUUCUUGAGAGCUACCUGAAUCCAGGUCCGACGCUGCAGUACGGACGCGAGCGUUGGUUUGGCCGCCAGUGGACACUCGUCAGCGAGGCAUCAGUGACCAGUGGCCUCAAGGACGGCACUGUCUUCCUUCUUAAGUCUGUAGACUUUAGCCUGGUGGUCACGACCAAAAGAAUCCCCUACAUCAAUCUGUCUGAAGAGUUCAUCGACCCCAAAUCACACAAGUUUGUCCUACGGCUGCAGUCAGAGACAUCAGUGUAGCACGACUGUCUGGUUUUAUGUGAGCUCGGGUUUUUGGUCACUUCCAGCCUUUUUUAUUUCUUGUUUGGGGUUUGGGUUUUUUUUAUUUGAUUUUUAUAUAUAUGCAUAUAUAAUAUAUACGUAUGAAUCUAUGUAACAUA
This is a messenger RNA of Trichomycterus rosablanca, 2172 nucleotides long. Its product is annotated as vang-like protein 1. Bases 431 to 2032 code for a protein of 533 amino acids. Gene Ontology annotation, cellular component: plasma membrane. The record is from RefSeq and is a predicted model, not a curated record. Gene Ontology annotation, biological process: multicellular organism development. The transcript has 10 exons. Lineage: Eukaryota; Metazoa; Chordata; Actinopteri; Siluriformes; Trichomycteridae.